UCCACGACUGGUCUGGUUCAUAGAAGGUGAAACACGUCAUUCUUAAAUUUUGUCCACGCUGAAACAUACCACGUGUUUAUAUCAUAUAGCGGAACGAUUUAACGCUUCGCGGGUUAAACGGCAGCUGACACAGAACUGGCAAUACAGUGGUUCGUUUCUCUGGAAAGGGCCAUUUACAGGAUUUGUUCCUUUAACAUUGAUUGUGAUAGAUAUACUUGACAAGGUCCAACGAGAGCGUAUUAGCGAUGACUCAGAAAGUACAGGAGAGGAUGGAGAUCAAUAACGGAUGUCUAAAGGUGGCGAUCAUGGGGAGCUCAGCCGUCGGGAAGACCGCCAUCUUGAAUCGCUACUUCCACCACAUGUUCUCAGACGUCUACGAGCCCUCGGGAGGGUACAUGUACAUCUUUGAACACGAAUGGGACGGGGAUGAGCUGCAGAUGCAUGUGACCGAUGUCCCCGGGGGAGCAGAGUUUGACGAACCCCGACAGAAGACCAUUGAAGAAUGUGACGCUUUUAUGUUAGUAUACAGCGUGGACGACGCGGCGUCUUUUCAGGAAGUUGCGAGACUCCGCGAGAUGAUAUUUGACGAGAAGCAAGCCGGUGUUCCGGUGGUUGUUGUGGAGACCAAGGUGGAUCUACCUCGGUCCUCGUGGUUUAAAGGAGCCAACGCUAUACCCAAUGAGAUGGAAAACGGUUGGUCCAUACCGCAUUUGAUGGUUUCAGCCAAGGAGGGUUCCGAUAUGUCUGACAUAUUCCAGUGUCUGGUUGAUGAAGCACAGCGGGGAUUAAGGAGGCCGAGCAGGGGCAUGCGGUAUGUGUCCUCCUUCAACGCCCUCCAAUACAUUCUGGGUUCGAUCCCCGACCAAGUAAAGAAGGACAUAAAUUAAUUCUUCAUUCUUUGGAAUCAUCCGUUUUGGGUGGUGAGUAUCUGAUCAUGAAGAAGCUAUGCUUGUAAUGAAAUGUAACAGAAUGCUACAAAAUGUUUUAUGAAGGGUCAGUGAUAGAUGACCUUUCUGUGUUCUAUGGAAUUUGGAGAUUAUGCAUAGAAAGAGAAAGAAACUGUCGACAUUUUUCAGUCUGUGUGAUGAAAAAGUUAUCCUUAUUUAAGAAAAUGUUCCCUCUUAUCACACUUUGUCAAUAUGUUUUUGACUUAUACAGAAAGUUUUUACUAAAAUGUAAAAGAUGUGUCCUGCAGAACCUGUACCUUUUUCUCUUCUCCAUGGCGACCCUUGUAAAGCAGGUAAUUCAAAUAAUUUUGUCUUUGUUGGAUAAACCUUUUUGAUUGUUGCUUGCUGGUUUGGCUGUCGUCUUAAAUUGUGCUCCGAUUGAAACAGUAGACAUACUGGUUAUCAUGAUAUUGAU
Molecule: messenger RNA, 1362 nt
Organism: Haliotis rufescens (red abalone)
Lineage: Eukaryota; Metazoa; Mollusca; Gastropoda; Lepetellida; Haliotidae
Product: ras-like protein 1
Exons: 1
Coding region: 246-887 (213 amino acids)
Biological process (GO): signal transduction
Cellular component (GO): plasma membrane
Molecular function (GO): GTPase activity; GTP binding; GDP binding
Source: RefSeq, a predicted model, not a curated record